CAUCAUGCUGGGUCUGCAGAAAUUUCUGUUUGUCCAUGUUCUGGCAUGCCUCGGACGACUUGCACAUGGAAGUGAUAUCAUAAAUGGUGAAAAAGCCCCAGAGAACUCCUCGCACUACAUGGCCUCUGUGCAGAACAAAAAGGGUCAACAUGUUUGUGGAGGAUUUCUCAUCACUGAGGACUUUGUAGUCUCGGCUGCACACUGUGAUGAAUACAACCCCACAGACGUUGUUCUCGGCAACCACAAUCUCAAGAAUGACAAUCAUCAAAAAAUAAAGAUUAAAAACAAAAACAUUCGUGAAAAUUAUCAAAACAUUGGACAGGGUAAUGACAUCAUGCUCCUUGAACUGCUUUACAAAGUUCAGCUAAAUGAAAGGGUACAAACAAUUCAGCUUCCACCUGCUGAAAUACACCUUGAAGAAAACCAAGUGUGUCAGGUGGCUGGAUGGGGAAAAACUAAAACUCGUGGUAAAUCUGUUGAUGAGCUGAGGGUGGUGGACGUGUCUGUCAUUAACCAAAGGGUCUGUGAGGAACAAUGGCCUGGUCUUCCUGCCAAUGUUAUCUGUGCAGGUGGAUACAAAACAACCAAAGGAUUCUGUCAGGGAGAUUCUGGUGGUCCUCUGCUGUGCGACGGGUUGGCUGUUGGCGUUGUUUCUUUCAACUAUAAAGAAAACUGCAGUUACCCCAAUAAACCCAACAUCUAUACAGACAUCUCAAAAUACCGUCAGUGGAUUGACGGGAUUGUGAAAUCCAGAAAAUAUGAGGAGUAAAAACUUCACUGACAGUUUGGCUUGUAUAUUAUUGAAAUGUCAGGAUUUCUGAUUCUCUGUUAGCAUAACCAAAAAUGAAAAUAAAAAUA
This is a messenger RNA of Maylandia zebra (zebra mbuna), 858 nucleotides long. Its product is annotated as granzyme B(G,H). The record is from RefSeq and is a predicted model, not a curated record. Gene Ontology annotation, molecular function: serine-type endopeptidase activity. Gene Ontology annotation, biological process: proteolysis. NCBI's taxonomy places the organism in Eukaryota, Metazoa, Chordata, Actinopteri, Cichliformes, Cichlidae.